Messenger RNA from Paramormyrops kingsleyae, 4043 nucleotides. RefSeq names its product eukaryotic translation initiation factor 4H-like. NCBI's taxonomy places the organism in Eukaryota, Metazoa, Chordata, Actinopteri, Osteoglossiformes, Mormyridae. The record is from RefSeq and is a predicted model, not a curated record. Gene Ontology annotation, molecular function: RNA binding.
UGGAUGGAUGCUAGUCCUGGAUGGAUAGUCCUUUGAACAGACAUGAAAGUUUUAGCUCGUAUAUAUAUAUGGUUCAUGCGUUUUAAGGUAGAAGAAUAAAUGCUACACAAUUCUUUUCAGGCAGUAUGAGGACAGCCAUAAUUUACUCUAUUUGGGUCCUUAAGCGGGCUCCUCUCCUGCACACACUGCAAUGGCGGAUUACGAUACCUACGAUGACCGAGAUCGGGCUUACGGCAGUUUUGGAGGAGGGAGAGGAAGACCCCGAGGUGGCGGCGGCUCAGGAGGCCCCCGCAAGCAGAAGGAGCUGCCCUCCGAGGCGCCUUACACCGCGUACGUGGGAAACCUGCCUUUCAACACCGUGCAGGGUGACAUCGACGUCAUCUUCAAAGACCUCAGCGUCAGAAGCGUCCGACUGGUUAGGGAUAAAGAAACGGACAAGUUCAAAGGUUUUUGCUACGUGGAGUUUGACGACCUGGAAUCCCUGAAGGAAGCCUUGACGUAUGACGGCGCCCUCCUGGGAGACCGGACGCUGCGUGUGGACAUCGCGGAGGGCCGCCGGCAAGAGAAAGGCGGCGGGGGCUUCGGCUUCCGGAAACAGGACGAUAGAGGCUCUCGCGGCCCCAGAGGAGGGGGACGGGAUUCCCGAGAUGACUUCGACCAAUCAGCAGGUUUUAGAGACGACGACUUCAUGGGUGGGCGGAGUCGAGGGGGCGGUCGUCCUGGUGACAGGAGGGGCCCCGGUUCCGGAGGGAUGGGUCGCUACAGAGACGGACCUCCUCGCGGCGGUUCUGCGGACUUCAGGGAACCUUCUGAAGAGGAACGAGCCCAGAGGCCGCGGCUACAGCUGAAGCCUCGCACCGUGGACGCCCCCCUGAACCAGGUCGCCAACCCCCACUCCGCCAUAUUCGGCGGCGCCAAGCCGCGGGAAGAAGUCAUAGUCAAAGAGAAAGACUGAGCUGGACUUUGGACGGGCCCCCUUCCACCUGGGGGGGGGGCGUCGUAAGAGGAGGGCAUGGGACUGUAGUGAACUUUUACAUGCCAAUGGGGAAGAUGCCGUCACCACGGUUACGGUUCCCACCAGUUAGAUGAGCCAUGACCCUCCUCCCUGCCACCUGAGCAAGAUUAUAUAUAUUCAGCUGCAAGUAAACAGAGACACACAGACACACGCAGACAAACACGCGCACACACGCAAACACGCUCUCAGAUCAAGCAGCUCGUGAAUGCAUGUCAGCCGUUUAAAAAGUGGUUUUUAUUGUACACCUCUGCUUUCCUGUUCUUCGUGCCUGCUUUGUACAGUAGCUCUCUCUCUCUCUCUCACUUGCUCCCUCCCUCCUUUGGAUGGACAGAUUAGUGUCAGCCACUGGACAGUAAACGAAAGUCGGUUGCUUGAAAUUUUAAAGGGGGACCCACUGCAGUUCACCUCCAAAGUUUGCCCCUAAAAACAACAGACUGAGCUGUAUGUUCUGACUGUUUUUUUUAUGUUUGUUUCUGCAGUCUGGCUCUCGCCACUCUGCGCCACGUCUGAACACAAAGCUUUGAAUCUCCAGGUGUCGCAGUCACACCAUCAAAACAAUGCAUGUAAUUUGUGCACUUUUUGUUCUAUUGUUAUUUUUCUUUCCUCUGCUUGCGGUCUUGCAGCCAGACUAAAACAGCUCACUGUCUAAGAUGGGAGUAUCCGCUGUCUCCUGGAAUAUCCAGUUUGUGGAUAUGCUGUCCUUAGUCCUGGAGAUUCACUUGUUUUUAAUUCGUAGUGAUUUUUUUUGUUCUCUGAAGAACUAAUAAAUGCAUAUUGUUGCAUUAUUCGGGGAAUCUAGGUUCAGUCCGCUGACUCUGUGCAUCGAUCUAUCAAAGGUUCCAUCAGGGUGGUGGUCAUUUCUCCUACAUGGUGCAUGUCUUCUACAUCCAGGGUUUCACACCUUGUUUCCAGUAUUGAUUUCUGUUGCUUUUGGCUGAGGCUCCUGCUUUUUCCAAAGGUGACGUUUCCCCUGUUAAAUACGCACCAGCUAUCUAUGUUCAUUCUUUUACAGUGCAGGAGACUGAUGACCUCCCUCACCGCCCCACGUAAAUCCGAAAUGACACUUAAAUGGCCAGCAGCCGAUCUUUGGCUUCUCUUCACCUGUAAUUACAAAGGGUCUUCACCCCCAGUCGAUUUAUUUGACCUGCAUCCAGUCUGUACCUUCCUGCAAUGACGACGUGACGUGACAGCCAGUCUAAGGGGGCUUGACUUCCUGCACAGCAGGUUUGAGUUUCGUGUGACGGCAACGUCUGCAGUCAUCCGCAGAUUUGUGUUAUUCUCCAUAAGUGGCAGUGGCGAUGUGAUUCGUGGCAUCCAGUCCUUCUAAACUCAGUAAAAUGUACUGACUUUAUCAUAUAUAAAGCUUAUGGAAGGUUACCAAAAAGCAGCAUUACAUUUUAGCCAUCCUCUACUGAGUAAACAACAAAUGGCCAUAGUCUGCUUAGAUCCAGGAAGCCUGAGAAUAUGUAUCACAGACAUUAACGUUUUAAGAAACUUAGCUAAGUGUUCGGUGUGGUUGUUCUUGUAGGAACCUUCGUUUUCCCCUAAAUUGUUAUUGCAAUAAGAUGUGAUCUUAUUGAUGUUCGUCAAAAUCUAGUUUUUGACCAGGUAUGGAGGUAGAUGGUAGGCGUACAUUGACCUUCAGGUCUUACAAAGCAAGCACUUAACAAUGUGUGCCCCCACUUAGUGACGUUACGUAAUUGUAAGUCAGUCUCUGAAGUUGCUUCUAGUGCCUUGAAUGAGGUGGCGUGCACCUAAGACUUGACGCCCGUUUUUUUUUUUUUUCUUCCUGUGAAGUUCGGAAAUUGACGUGUCUCUGAUGUGACCGCUUUCGGACUACAAACCAGGAAAGCUUUACGUAAACUCGAUGCACCCCGCGGUGACUAACCAGAGCGUAGCUGUUAAACUUAAUACCGGAAAUUUGCAAUGUUUCUCCAUUGGCUUUACCUCCAAAUCGCUCAGUUGCUGCUAGCUUUCAAAAAAACAAAAAAAAGCUUGUCAUGUAUUCAUAACAUGGUGCUUUGUUACUGGUGUCGCUCUGACGAGGCUGAACUGCAUGAUAAAUUCGGGGGAGCAGGUUCUAGAUUGCAAUCAGACAAGCCUCUCACCUUCACUGCUCAGAACUGGAAGGACCCAGGAGCAAAAGAUUGUGUCUGUUUUCGCCCAGGUUGUUGCGAUUGGCUUAUGUAGCAUGUCAGCUGCCCUAUUUGUAUGAUUAGAAACGCAGCAAUUUCAUCCUGCAUCAAUAAGAACAAUUUGGUAGGUAGAUCUUGCAGUCUGUUAGUUGUUCCGCCAGCCCAAACUCCCCCUGAAUGUUUGAAGGUGUGUAUUGGCAGCCAGAGUGGAUUCUUUAUGUAGUAUUUCUGUUUGCCGACCCCCAGGUUCGCAAUUUUUGUUUUUAUCAGCAGGUUGAGCUUUUACAUGAGAAUCUCAUCAACUGAGAUUUUGCUUUAUAAGAAACAUUUAAAGAGGAAAUAGAAAAAGAAAAAAAUGUUUGCUAUUUUGUGAAUCCUGAAUGAGUUACAUAACCAAUGUUUUCUUUGUUGCUGUUCUAAGCAAAAUUGCUAAUGUGUUUGGUUUAACUUGCCAAAUUCUCCUUUGUUAAUUUUUCUUUAAUAUGUCAUCUCUCUACUUUGUAUCCAUUUGUAAAAUUUAAAACUGCUUUGUAGUCCUUGUAAAUUCUUGAAGUGAUUUGAUCAUGUAUGUGGACAGUCGGUGGAGUAGAUAGGCGUUUACUGGGUGUCCUACAUACAUGUAUGCUAAAGUUUUGCACAGCUGGAUGUGAAACAGGGUAUGUGCUAUGAAAGUUUGCCUUUUCAAACCUAUGUAAUGUGUGAAGGAGGACUGAAACUGGUUUUAAAGUCUAGAGCAUGAUGAAUUCAGUAAUUGUAUAGUCCGUACACAUUUAGUUUCUAUCAGAUUGAUAGUCUUGUUUUUAAGAACAAAAAUUCUGAUAAUUCUCGAGUCUUAAAACUACUGUGUUGAUUACAUGGAAUAUGUCAAUAAAUCUUGGCUCUGUACUCUUAAA